Zophobas morio is the source of this 958-nucleotide messenger RNA. RefSeq lists its product as uncharacterized. Bases 1 to 912 code for a protein of 303 amino acids. The transcript has 12 exons. The record is from RefSeq and is a predicted model, not a curated record. NCBI's taxonomy places the organism in Eukaryota, Metazoa, Arthropoda, Insecta, Coleoptera, Tenebrionidae.
AUGAAUAGAAGGAAACAAAUCCAGAAACAACAAGUUGUUAUACCGAAAGGGUUUAUUCUCCCGGGGGAGGCAGCGGUCAUCGAGAUCCCUAGAAGGUUCGAGAAGUCGCCGGUGGUUGUGGUGAAGCGACGAGACAAUGAAUUCGCGCAUGCUCGUGCCUCUAGUUAUUUUAUUAGAGCACCUGAAGACGUCCAGGAUCCUUAUGCGGCACAAACAGUGCCAAAGGUUGCAUUUUCUCCGAAGCAACCACACACGCGACAAGAAAUUUUAAACCACUUGGACAGAACUCAGGGAGGACCUGAAGCUCCGCCUGGACCCAUGUAUUAUGGGCCACCUCCGGUGGUACCGCAGCCUAAUUAUGGACGUCCUCAAUCAGGAUUGAACUUGCCACCUCAGCCACAAUAUAUGCCGCAACCCGGUUUUGCAGCCCCUCCAGGAGGAAUGAAUUUGCCUGCUCAGUCCCCAAUGCCCCAAUCUCCCUUUGUACCUACUCAAUCCCCAGUUAAUGUACCUCCUCAACAACAGGUAACUACGCAGCCUAUGUAUGGAGCUACUCCUCAAGUUCCCUUUCAGCCACAGAUACUUCCUGAACCUAGCUAUGGAGUUAUGCAAGCAGGAAGCGUUCCUCAACAGCAGCUGCCACAGGUGCCAUCGUCCUAUCUUCAGUACAACGUAUGUCCAGGACGCCAGACUGAGACACUUUUUAUGCAACCGCCUACGUUCUACACACCUCAAAUGUACCAACCAGAGUGUUCAGUAAAUCUCGCGUCCCAAGAAAAAAUGGAAAAAAGCGCAUUUACGAAAAGCCUAGAAGAAUACCAAAGAGCGCGCCGAAAUUUUCUGGCAAACACGAAAUCUCUGACGACGAAAGCAUCGAAAACAUCUACCUCGAGUUGUGAUAGUUGUUACUAAUAGCUUUAUUGUACGAAAACUCAACUACAAAAAAAGUUUAUAAGAA